AUGUCGCUCCAGUCCGUCAAGGACAAGAGCAAGGAGACGGCGCGGCGAGCGGAGGACCGCAAACGCUCCGUCCUCGUCCUCGCGCGGCGGUUCCUCCUCGAGAAUAACAUGCCGGACAGCGCCCGCGCGCUGGAGCGCGAGGGCGGCGUCUCGUCCACCACCUUCGACGCCGCCGACAACGCGUCGCUGCCCGGCGUCAUCGCCGAGUGGGAGACGGUUCACGAGGAGCGCUUCGGGUUCAGGCCCAAGAUGACGCGCGGGUGCGACGACACGAAGCCCGGGACCUCCGCCGCCGCGCUCGCCGCGGCGAGAGGUAAGGCGGGCGCCAAGGCGGGCGCCGAGCGAAGGGCCGCGCGCAUCGCCGCGGAGCGCGAAGCAUCCCGCGUCACUCACUACGCAUCGACGUCGGAUGAGAGCCGUCAUCGCGCCGUCGACGGCGGUGACGCGUCAUCAUCAUCCGCAUCCGCCGCCACCGGGGACGUCCUCCCACCCGACUUCGACCUACCACCCGGGCACCCGCUGCUCCGCCGGUACGCGACCGACGGCGUCGCGAAACCGGUGGGGGGAACGACGCUGUCCGACGCGAUGGACUACGUUAAAAAGGUAGAUGCGGUGCGAAGGGGUGAGCCUCCGCCGGCGGGCACCGAGCACCUGGGCCGCGAGCACAGCGAGUCGCGACUGGCGCCCGGCGGCUACCGGGGGUUCAUGAACGGCGGCGCGGGUGGACACGGACAGCGGCGGAGGGAGAACGGGGACGAGAACGGGGACGAGGACGAUGCGAACGACGCGAACGAUGAGAGCGACGGGGAGGCGUGGGAGGAACGGCAGAGGGUGCUCAAGCCGCCGCCGUCCUUCUCCGGCAGCGUCGAGCUUCGCGACCUCGCGCGGACGAUCUCGCGGGACAUAUACACGUCGAACCCCGACGUGCGCUUCCGGGACGUGAGCGGCCUGGACGAGGCCAAACGUCUGCUGAGAGAGGCGGUGGUCAUGCCGGUGAAGUUUCCCCAGUUUUUCCACGGCUUGCUCCGGCCGUGGCGCGGCAUCCUCCUGUACGGACCCCCGGGCACGGGCAAGACGAUGCUCGCCAAGGCCGUCGCCACCGAGUGCGGCACCACCUUCUUCAACAUAAGCGCGUCGAGCGUCGUGAGCAAGUGGCGGGGCGACAGCGAGAAGCUGGUGCGCGUGCUGUUCGAGCUCGCCAGGCACCACGCGCCGAGCACGAUAUUCAUGGACGAGCUCGACGCCGUCAUGAGUUCGCGCGACGGGGGAGGCGUUCACUCGGGCGGCGGCGACCACGAGAGCUCCCGGCGGCUCAAGACCGAGCUUCUCGUGCAACUCGACGGCCUGAACAGGGACGAGGGCGAGCUGGUGUUCCUCCUCGCCGCGACCAACUUACCGUGGGAGUUGGACCCGGCCAUGUUGCGAAGGCUGGAGAAGCGGAUCCUGGUGGGUUUGCCGUCGGAGGCGGCGAGGGCGCGGAUGAUGGAGCGGUACCUCGCGCCGCACGCCGUGGCCGCGGACGUGAGCCUCCGCGACCUCGCGGCCGGGACGGACGGGUACAGCGGCGCGGACGUCAUGCUGCUGUGCAAGGAGAGCGCGAUGCGGCCGCUGCGCAGGUUGAUGGAUCGGUUGAUGACAACCGAAGACUCUGACGAGCCGUCGGUGGCAUCGACGGAUGACGACGGGGCGGAGGUGAGCGUCGGGGAGAUCACGAGGGACGACGUCGCCGGCGCGCUCGCCGCGACGCGGCCGACGCAGACGGAUGCGCACGCGAGGCGGUACGAGGAGUGGACGCGGUCCUUCGGCGCCGUGCUCUGA
Micromonas commoda is the source of this 1818-nucleotide messenger RNA. RefSeq lists its product with no specific name. The transcript has 2 exons. The record is from RefSeq and is a predicted model, not a curated record. Lineage: Eukaryota; Viridiplantae; Chlorophyta; Mamiellophyceae; Mamiellales; Mamiellaceae. The coding region runs from base 1 to 1818 and encodes 605 amino acids. Gene Ontology annotation, molecular function: ATP hydrolysis activity; ATP binding; protein binding.